This is a messenger RNA of Drosophila bipectinata, 981 nucleotides long. RefSeq lists its product as uncharacterized. Lineage: Eukaryota; Metazoa; Arthropoda; Insecta; Diptera; Drosophilidae. The record is from RefSeq and is a predicted model, not a curated record.
UGAGCCGAUUUGAUAAUAAUAAGCUUAAUACGAAGCUUCAGCGCUUGUUGAUUGCGGCUCGGAAGCGGAUUAAUAUAAAAACAAAUAAAGAAAGUUGAAUUGUUGUUACAUAUCUUUACGAACGUUAAUCAAAACAGAGAGGAGAAAAAAAGAGAUUUAAAAAAAAAAAUGGCCCAUAUCCGCCUGAUGCUGAUCUGUGCGCUCUUGGCACUUUUUUGGAAAGUGGCGCGUGCCCAAAUCGCCUUCGUCGAGGAUCAAGACAUUGAUAAGAAGAAGGCCAACCUUGCGGGUCGCAAGCCACUCUACUCCCCGGCGCGGUGCCCCAAGUUCCAGUUGCUCUACCCGGGCGAUCAGCAGCAGCAGAAUGACUGGGUCUGCGACUGUGCCCCAGCCACUCUGUACUAUCCGGAAACGGAUGCCUGCUAUCCGGCCUACAGACAGGGUCCAUGUGAGGCCGGACAGAUGCUGGUGCUCUACAAGGAGCGGGUCAUACCCGAGUGCGUGAAGAAUCCUUGCUCGAAGAACAACUACUUUAUGAUUCGCGACACCUGCUACGAGUUUGGAAACGUCAAGGAGAAUCCCUGUCCCUACAAAGAGGCCACCUAUGUGCUGGGUGUAAAUCCCACCAACUUGAUGGUGGAUUGUGUGAAGCUAUCGGUGCAUUUGGUAACUCGUAUCGCAGAUGAUGCCGAGGAGGCUCCUCCAGAUUACCAUCUCGAGUUGGCUGAGAAAUGCUCUCGCGGCAGUCGUUUGCUGGCCCAGGGAAAGUGUGCUUAGAACAAGAUGGAAGAAAAACUUAAAAUAGAUAAUUUUUUAUGUUGUUCCGUACAUGCCAGUGAAAACAUUUCGAAUUUUUUUUAGUCUUUAAAUAUAGGUGCUUAAUGUUUUAUAAAUCACAAAAAUACUCACGGUUCUAUUCAAAUUCAAUUUGGUGGAAUAGCAAUACAGUCCCCUUUUACUUAAUAUGUUAAGAUUGAUAAA